This is a messenger RNA of Gigantopelta aegis, 7338 nucleotides long. RefSeq names its product syntaxin-binding protein 4-like. Gene Ontology annotation, molecular function: protein binding. The transcript has 18 exons. Lineage: Eukaryota; Metazoa; Mollusca; Gastropoda; Neomphalida; Peltospiridae. The coding region runs from base 101 to 1783 and encodes 560 amino acids. The record is from RefSeq and is a predicted model, not a curated record.
AGUAGUUGUUUAACAAGUAAAUUGUUUAUAGAUGAUACACGCUUGGCUCAUCAAUAUCUGAACAGAUGUCGGGAUUGAGAUUCAGUAAUAUGUGAAGAUAAUGUCAGUAACAGUGACGGUAAGAGAAUCUGAAAACCUGCAGAGCACCGGACUUCAGUCUGACGAAAACACAAAAAAUACUGAUGAUGUUGAUGAUUACAGAGAAGUUGAAGUGGUUGAAUUUGAUAACUGUUCACAAGGUUUGGGUCUGAAGAUAUUUGGUGGAUCGAGUAUCGAUGUCACAGAACAGUACGGUAUAUUUGUGAAGAGAAUUCUUCCUGGUGGACUGGCAGAGACACAUAGUAACCUGCAGGAAGGUGACCAAAUCUUAGAAGUUAAUAACACCAGGCUGGAUGACGUCUCGAAUGAAAGGGCCGUGUCCAUUUUGAGACAAGCUUCUGCCUCUGAUCAUGUUCAGAUGGUCGUUGCUCGAGAUGAGGAAGCCAGGAAUGAGUACUUGAGGUUUGUGAAGAACCACACUAGCCAAAGUCCUUUCUCUGAGAGUCCGGGGAGUCCAUGGCCAUCACAGACAGCAAGUAUUAGUCCUGGUUCCCCAAUGUCGAACGAGGCUGAGGCAAGUUCUGGGUUUUUAGACCGGAGCGAUCCACUUUUAUCACCUUUUUCGUCUGCAUGUCACUCACCACGUAGUGUCGAUAGGUUAGGAAAGUCACCCGGUAACUCACUGUCCCGACAUCACUCCAUAGAUCCACACGAAAAACUCAAAGUGGAAAAGUUACAAGUUGCUCUGCGUUUCCUUGGCUUGGAGCCGACACCAGAACAGCGACAGGAACUACACAGCAGACUAGAGGUGGAUGAAGAGGGAAAGGUCAGCUAUGGAGAUUUUGUAAGAGCAGCUAAAGACGUCUUCCAUAUGCAGCGUAAGUGUCGCAACAUCAUCUGGCCUGGCAGUGCAGUUAUCCUAGCGGCAGCCGAUGUUGCACAGAAUGACGGAGAGACGUAUGAAGAUGAGAUUGAGGAAGAUUUUGAUGCAAUUAUUCAAGAAAGGAAUGAGCUUCGUGCUGAAAAUCAGAAACUUAAGGAGAUAUUACAAGAGAAAGAUAGAGUGUCCCAUCUUGAACUUCUUAAAGUCAGACAUGAGGCUCAGUGUGCCAUCCAGGAGUGCAGAGACCUGCGUAAAAAGUAUGAAAUCGCACAGAAAGCCCAGCAGGCAGCCCGCGGGAUAGAACAGGACUACGAGGAUGUCGUGUCACUGCUGGAAAACGAAAUCACUCAGCUCAGAAGUCAGCUUGCUAAACCGGAGAGUGGUCACAAUGGAAGCAGCACUGUUCAGAAACGACUGGCCGUUCUCGUGUGUCAGCUGAAGAAAGCAGAGAAUGGAAGACGAACGUAUGAAGUAGCUACCGAAAAACUUCUUGGCUAUGUCGAGCAAGUCCACAACACACUGUCACCCCCGACAGACAAUAUACAAAGCAGGAAUUCUGGAGAGGGUGAUAAGAACAGAGGUGGAAGUCUGCAGAAGAAGAACAAGAAGUUGACAACGAAAGCGCUACUCAAGGAAGGUCAGGAGGUCGUCAAGGCCGUUAAGUCUCUCAUAGAGACAGUCGCUUUGCCAUUUGGUUGGGAAGAAGCAUACACUUCUGAUGGCACAAAGUAUUAUAUUAAUCACACUAACCAGACGACGACAUGGACUCACCCAGUGUCGGGGGUGCAGCACCAGUCCAGUGAUCCUGCUGAUAGGAAGCCUCAGACUGAACCACAUCACAAGAACAUGCCACGGAGCUAGCAGACAUACAAAAAACAACAACCUAGUCCAUGUAACUAACAAAGUGUGAAAACUCCAGUUCACAUAACAAACAAAAAAUAAACAUCCUUAACAAAAAACUCUUUAAGUAAAUAGCAGAUGUUUUAAAUAACUAGCUGAUGUAACAAACCAAAAACACAUCUCAGGAAUGAAAAUGGUAAUAAUCUAGCAGAUGUUGAAAUGCAUUGUUUGUCCAUCGUAAUAAUGUAAAUGCCCAUAAGAGCUAGCAGAUGUUACAACAGACUCAUUCAUUGGUGAUGUUAGAAGCUCGGACUGGGUGGCCAUGUGUAAUAAUAAGUGGAUUUUACAUGGAAUCAAAGAAUACCCUGUACACACUAUGGACAUGUGAACACAUGUAGGUAGUAGAUGCUAAAAUAUUGUGGUUAGUAGCAGAUACCAAAGUACAUUAUGUUUAGCUUAUCAAAACAAGUACUGUAUAUCGCUGUGUGUUAGCCAAAUUUUUAAGCCUAUGAAAACAACCAAGAGAAGAGGGGUUGGCCAAUACAAGGAAAGGAGUCCGCAAAAAAUGUCUUAAGAAAAUAUUGUUGUGUACGGAAAUAUACUAAUGAAAACUUGUAUGUCAAUGUAGGCUUCAAAAGCUUACUGCUGCAUUAUGUAACCAGUAUUUGUAACAACCUCUAGGAAGUCCCAUACCAGUGUCCAUUUGAUUGUUUCAUAUACACAAUAAAAGAUAUUUUAUUUGAGAAAUUAAAUCAAAUUUAUUUUAUUUUUAUUCUGUCGACAAUUUCAGGUAAAAGUGACCGACAAGUAGUGCCUGUAUUUGGUGCCAAAUUUAUCACGUGAUCGGAAUGGUCAAUAAGUCUUUUUAAAACCACUGAUAUUUUGUCCCCAACUGCAGAUUUAAUUGGUCUGAACUGAUGAUUUUUACUUACUGUCAUUGUUGAGUCUUCAAUUCCUAAUAAAUUAUUAGAAACUACGUUUUAUUAGAUAUAUAACAACUUAUCAAAAGAACGGAAGAGGUAGUGUUCAUCAUUGCAAUUAUCUGUCAUGGGUGUUAAAUAAUAUUUACACUGCCGUAUAAAAGUGAAACUACAUUUUUCAGCUAGCGAUGUCCAUGCAAUCGAUUCAAUCGAGAAAUAAAAGAACAGAACAAAGUUAUCCCACAUUAGGGGAUUUUUUUUAGAAACCUUUAUUCUUUUUUAGCCUCUCUUAAAAUCUUUAUAAAAGUAGUUUUUGUACAUUGUACUUUGAUUUGUUCCCAAAACAAAUUCCCGCGAUUGACUGUUGCACAAGACCAACAUUAUCUCCUUUGGAUAUAUCUAUAUUUUUGCCCGUUUCAACUACGUAAAAGUUGAGUCGGCUUAUACAUCAUACCAACCUUUUUGUACAAGAUAUUGAGGGGCAAACUAAGGGGUUGGCUUAUCUAUCCACAGACUCGGCUAAUACACAGCGAUAUAUGGUAGAUGUAGAAAUAGCAGAAAGUGGUAGAUACAAAAAUAUUAGAAGGUAGCAGACGUUAGUAUAUAUAAAAGUAGGAAGUAGAAAACUACAAAUGUGUGGAGUAAAAUACAGUCAGACUUCGUUAAACGACUGUCGUUACUACAACAUUUACACCAUCCGACUACAAAUUGUCUGGAAUAAAUAUACAUCAGUGUUAUUCUGUUCAUUACACCGGAAUUCAUACCUUCCGACACCAUCAGAGCAAAUUAAGAACAAACGUGCAUCCGACGUCUGAAAACACCUCUUUACAAUAACAUUACAUAAUCACAGAUACCUUCCACAUUGGCAGUACACACACAACCUCUUAGAAUCCUUGUUCUCGUAUAUUUAAUAUUUGUUGUUUUUAAUAAUAACUGAAAUGCAUUAAUUAUUUAAAUGCUAUUCAGUCAUCGGUUAAUAUUAAUUAGUAUUUUUUGUUACGUCAUUUUGGCAGAGGAGAUAACUCUUGACAAUUCAAUAUAAUGGCAAUUUCGAUAUAACGACAAAGUGACCCAGGGACGAACAUGGUCGUUGUAGCGAGGUCUGGCGGUAUAUGUAAGAUGGAGCUGAAAAAACUAAAUAUGUAAAACUUAUCCAAAGACAAAGAGGUAGCAGACAAAAUGUAGGAGUCUCGUAUAGGUUGACAAAACAUGAAGGAGGUAGCAUACAAAAUGUAGGAGUCUCGUAUAGGUUGACAAAACGAAGGAGGUAGCAGACAAAAUGUAGGAGACAUGUAUAGGAGGUCGAUAAAAGAUAGGAGACGAGACAUGAAGAAGGUACAAAUAUCACAAAACAUUCAAGUAGAAGGUAGACAUUAAAACAAAUUACUACUACUGUUAAUCAACUGAACUCGAGUAGAAGGCAGACAUUAAAAAAGCAAUCAUAUAGCAGAUAGUCUGCAUCACAAAACAAGUAGAAGAUGGUGAAACAGAGAUGUUUAUUACUACUGUUACAUCAAUUCAGUUGAUUCAACUGCUCAGAUGUGAUCUUGUGGAAACAUUAUCUGAACUCCAAACCAGUAAAGACAAAGUAUACCAAGCACAAUAUUUUGUUUAUAUCUGAUUGAAAAUGUUAAAACAGACUUUUUUUAUAUAUGCAAAAAUUGUAAUGAGUUAACAAUGCAAUUUAAGUAUUGACUUACUUAUUUGAUUUUCGUCUUAUUGAAAUAGCAUACAGCAUUAUAACAGGAGAGCAUUAUAACAGAUGUUGUGAAUAUUUAAGUUGUAUGCUCUUUAACUAUUUAAUGUUCACUUUUCUAAAAUAAGUUUGUUGUUAAUUAAUGCAAACUGAAAACAACAUAUCAUUGAAACCUACUGGCAUGUUUUAGAUAUUAUAGACUGAGAAAGGUGAAACAAAACAUAUUUUAUUGUUAAGCCAGGAAAACUUUGGAUUCCUUGUUGACUUGGUACAUACUUGAAACUAUUUCACAUGCUUUGUGAUGGGAGAUUUUCAGUGGUGAGAACAAAGAUACACUACCUGAAACAUUGGUGCAUUUUAUUCCUCUCCAUUCUAUGCUUAUGCAGUGCUCAAAAUAGGAAGUAAGAUACGGCCUUUUGUUCUUUUGUUUAUAAAUAACAGGCCAAAAGAAAUAUGGCCUGCUGGAAAUAAGAUGGCACAUGGCGAGUGGAGGGUCUAGGACAAUGUUAUGUGUGGAAAAUUAGUAUAAACUGUAUUUCUGAGCUGUACUUCGGAGCAUUAUAAUGGAAAUAAGCCACUCAUGGUGAGUGGAGGGUCUAGGACAAUGUUAUGUGUGGAAAAUUAGUAUAAACUGUAUUUCUGAGCUGUACUUCGGAGCAUUAUAAUGGAAAUAAGCCACUCAUGGUGAGUGGAGGGUCUAGGACAAUGUUAUGUGUGGAAAAUUAGUAUAAAAUGUAUUUCUGAGCUGUACUUCGGAGCAUUAUAAUGGAAAUAAACCACUCAUGGUGAGUGGAGGGUCUAGGACAAUGUUAUGUGUGGAAAAUUAGUAUAAACUGUAUUUCUGAGCUGUACUUCGGAGCAUUAUAAUGGAAAUAAGCCACUCAUGGUGAGUGGAGGGUCUAGGACAAUGUUAUGUGUGGAAAAUUAGUAUAAAAUGUAUUUCUGAGCUGUACUUCGGAGCAUUAUAAUGGAAAUAAACCACUCAUGGUGAGUGGAGGGUCUAGGACAAUGUUAUGUGUGGAAAAUUAGUAUAAAAUGUAUUUCUGAGCUGUACUUCGGAGCAUUAUAAAAUUAACAUAUAACAGAAUCACAAACUCAGCCUCAGUUAAAUACAAGAUGAGAUAAUCAUACAUACAUCUGUCUCCUAAAAAUGACCUGCAAUUUUGUUUCGUAAUUUUAUCAGGUGAAUUUUUAUUUCACCUGCUCUGUCUAAAAAUGGACUGCUUUUCGCUUUUCUCAGGCCACUAUUUCAAACCCUGUUAUGAGUGGUUGGAAUGAAUAUUUUACAUGUUUACCAAAGGUGUAGCACCCAUUACUCACAAUACGCAUGUGCAUAAUGCCAAAAAAUCGAGGAAUAGGUUGGGCUGUCUGUAAUUGUUCUAUAAAAUAUCCUCUUCCCUUUUUCAGUAAUUAAGUUUCCCCAAUAAAGCGGCCUGCGUAAUGCUAAAAGUUUUUUGGCUACACCCAUGUUUCCAAUCCCUAUCUGGUCAGACACUUCUAAAACAAUUUUCACUAUACACUCUUUCAAAACAGCAAUACUGCCAUCUGUUGAUAUUAAUGUCUUGCAUAAUAAUAUAAUUGUCAUAAUGUAUAUUUAAAAAUCUGUGUUCUAGUACACAAGUAUUCUGAAAUGUUUUAUUGAGUUGAAUAACUGGGAUUUGUUUGCUGAAAUUGUGUGAGUAUGUUGAUUUAAACAUAUUGUAGUAUACACGUUGAGCAUAAGUGUGGCAUUAUUGUUAAACUACGCAAUAAAAAUCUAUGAUUUUGAAAUUUUGAAUAGAUGGAGUUCUGCAAGUUUGCUUUAAUUGUGCUGAAUGCUGUGAUUUUGACUCAUGAUGCAGUUAACUUUCUGUGCAUAAUGAUAAUUAUUUGUCAAUGCAUUCUGGUGAAAAAGAUCUGUAUUUACACCUAUUAGAUAUUUGUGGAGAGACAUGUUUGCCUAUUAUUAUUAUUAUAUGAUUUGAGUCAUAGUUUUAUAUUUCUCGUCAGGCAUUCGCCAUGAUUGACUUUCUGUUACAUGUAAUGUUGUUCUUUGUGGAACGAAUCUGUAUGAUUUUAAUGUUGUUAUAUUCAAGAUUUUGUUUGGAAUGUUUUAGGAGGUUUAUGUUAUGCAGGUACUCUUUGUUUUACAUUUGUUCAGUAUUGUAUAUCUGAAUGGUGUUACUAUUGUAGAUCAUAUGUGACCGUGUUUACGAAGAAAAGUACAGAUGUGACAUGAUGUCAUUCAUAGCAAACAUUGUUCAAAAUAACAUCAUGUGUACUUUCAGUGUGGCACAUGUCGGGCAUCUAUCUGUUGCCAAUUUUAUCAACAUGUAAUUGUUUAAUGUUAUAACUGUGACAUCAUGGCAAGACCAAGGUCAUUGGGAACUUUGUCUAAAGCUUCUCCAACUGCUGUCUGGCAGUGACAUGGAUUGAGGUACGUUUUUACUAUUCACAUGGUUUGAAAUACUACCGUCUCAACCAGUCAACAUCACUAUGGGCCGGGAGAUUAUUUUACCUGACAUACCGUCAAACUAGCAACUAUUUGUCAUUGAUAUUCACACAUUAGUGUGAGUUGAUCAUGUUUGGUCCAUUAGCAGAAUGUAUCACUUGCUGGACCUAAUAUCUGGAAGGAAUUUCAGCCAAUUUCAACACCUGAUUCAGUACAAAUAAAAGGUAAGCCAUCAUGAUUUUGUCUCUCUAGUUUGUAGAUGCGGUCACACAUACAUGUGUGUAUAUGUGUAUUCAGGGGCCUAAUUCACAAAGCUCUCUUCGGCUCAAUUAGACAACAAAGCAUCCUCUUUGCAAGUCUUUUAGCAUUGUACUGUGAUAUCGCAAAGUUGUGAGAGUUUCGUGAAUUAGGUCCCAGAUAUUCAGCCAGUAUUAUAUACAGUGUAAUACUGUUGUGAAUCAUAUAAUCGUGUGUAUAUGUGUAUUUAUUUAUGUGUACAAUAUUCAUUUUUAUCUAUCCCUACUGAUAG